UUCGAGGUAUACUUACGAGAGCGCACGAGCCUCUAUCCAGCGGACGAACGAACGAACGAACGAUCGAGCGGCCGACCGAUCGAGCGGCCGUCCGAUCGAGCGAACGAAGUGGGACCGUAGAAAAUAAUUGGAGGUGGGGGCUGAUUCAAGAAUCGACGUGGACACCCUCGCCUUCCAAAGUCAUUCACCUAACGGUCAUCGCCGCGUCAAGAAUCUUCUUCUUGUUCUUCUCCUUCUGCUGUCAUGUCUUCCGUUAUUCGAUUUGAUGAAGGGGAUGCCUGGACAGCGUAGCGUGUCGUUAAAUAAUUAGUCGAAAGAAGAGCAAACUCAAAGACGGUGGACCCGGUUCUUGUUUGGAGAAUAACCCGAAAGGAUCAAAGUGAUCGGUGUCAAGGUACGAUGUGAACUGUUGUCGCGGGCCUUUAAAUUUUAUUUUUACUUUGCGAAUCUAUGUGAUCGAACUGUUACGGGAAAGAUUACAACUGGUAAGUCGCACAGUGAAAUCGGCUUUAGUGUCUUCCGUAGGAGGAGAGAGUGAGUUUACAAGUGAACUGGAUUUGUCUAUCGGAUGAUUGCCGAUAAGUUCGUGGUACCCGACGCUCCAAGUGAUUGCGUAGAAAUGAUCGUCAGUGUCGCGGAUCUGUUAAACAUCGUGAUGACAAAGUGUCAUGAUGAACGCUAUAUCGUAAUUAAGCAAAGGAUCAUCGUUCGAAGAUGUCUUUGAUGAAUCUCGCGUAAUCGUUUCCGUCUUCAAGAUGAAUCAACAGUGCAAGGUGUGCGGAGAACCCGCGGCAGGCUUCCACUUUGGCGCGUUCACCUGCGAGGGCUGCAAGUCAUUCUUCGGACGAUCCUACAACAAUCUAAGCAGUAUUACCGAAUGCAAAAACGGCGGAGAAUGUGUCAUAAAUAAGAAGAAUCGAACAGCUUGCAAGGCUUGUCGUCUGAGGAAAUGUUUACUCGUGGGCAUGUCAAAAUCUGGUUCGCGAUACGGGCGCAGAUCAAACUGGUUCAAAAUUCAUUGUCUGCUACAGGAACAGCAGCAACAACAACAACAACAACAGCAACAACAACAGCAACACUAUCAACAGAAUCUUCCUAACCAACCACUGACGCAACAACGAAAACCUAUAAGCCCACCCAUUGGAAUUCAUCCAGCCCAACGAAAGGACGAUGUCCUGAUGCUAAGUUUAGACGACUACAAGAACUCGACAUCCCCCAGUAUUAGUUCCCCAGAAUCGCACAACAGCGACAGUUCCGUGGAACUAUCCGAAAGAAGAGCAGCCUUUUCGGGUCAUCCAGGCUUUAGACCGUUGCAUUCACACCUGCAACCCUCCGUAGCCGAUCUGUCAGCGCUCAGCAAAGAAAUGAUGAGUUUACCCCUCGGUUUUCACCUCGGUGGAAUGUCUCUGAUUCCACCCGCCUUUCUACCACCGCCAAGUCUCACCAUGUUCUCACCCUAUCAUUUAUACGCAACGUCACACGGAGCUUCUCACCCCUUGGUACCGAAUCAUUCUUCGAAUCUACUACAACAUUCACCCAUCGUUGAAGACAUAACCAGUCCGAUCAGUCCCUCUACGACGGCUACCACUACCACGACCAUUAGCAUCGAUAGUAAAGACUCGUGUGCAAAUAAUAACAACAACAACAAUAACAACAACAACAACAACAACAAUGAUAGAUAUGCACAUAAUAACAAUGUUCAGACGUCGAGACAGAGUUGCUCGCCGAACGAAGAGACUGGGAGGACGUAUACCAAGAGAGUCUAUCUGGAUGCAGUGUUGAAGAGUCAACGAACACACGCAGAAGGUUCUCCAAUAGCGAAGGAACAUUCGGAAAGUGGUUCGCCACUAUGCAGUCCAGGAUCGGAAACGGACCCUCCACCUCAAGAUAAUCCUAUAGACCUAUCUAUGAAAACGAUGACCACACGAGUUAACGAUACGACGGAAGAAGACGAGAUAGACAUGGAGAGCGUGAGCGAUCGAGACAGUCCCCCCUUAAAGAAGAAAUCAGCGCCCAUAGAUCUAACGACGAGAACCUAGAAUUGAAAUAUCGUUCGUUCGUUGAAAGACGGACGGAACAAUUCGUCCCGAGCGUGGAAAGAAGUUAAUCAAAAACCGGUUGCCGAAUACGGCGUGUGAUAUCGUAAUCAAUUACAUUCUUCUCCUGCCCCGUAACUGACUAUCUGGACGCUUCAACGCAUGUUCAAUAAUGGAGCGAGUUUCUCGGAACCGCACAUUAUCUUUAAUUGCGCUCUCCGACAAAGUAGGAAUUAUCGGAUCGAACUCUGAUCGCGGGAUACGCACGGAGACAAAUCAUUCGCGCCGAAUAGUUAAACGCAAUCCCGCAUAAAUAUCCACAGAGACUGAAAGAAUGAAGGAUUAACGUCUCAAUUCCGGGUAAUCACGGCGAGGAUCGCGAGUCGCCGAUCGAUGGCUGGUUGUGCAAUAACCAAUCGACUUUAACGAGAGUCCUCCGCUUUAAUUAACGAGCGCGCGCGCUCGUGCGGCAAUCACAUGGGGUAGACAAAGACGAGAGACAAGGGAGUCCGGAUGGAGAAAAGAGAAAGAAGAGAAGAGCCCGAGAACCUGGCACUGACGCAUUUGCAGAAGCAGGAGAGCAACGACGGAGUGCAACCGUAGUGCAUCGGUUGAUAAACACGUCAAACUGCAGGGUGCACGUGUUCGGAACGUGCGCUACAAACCGCCGUACACGUGUCGAACGUUACCAACCGUUUUAUCUUACAAGCGUUCGACGCCUGCCAAUGUAAACGCCUCCGUCGCUGCCGCUCUGCCGCCCCUUCUCUGAUUUUGUUCCGCACCUAUUUACACAUCCUUGCGCCUCAGCAAUCUCCACCGAUAUGACAAUUGUAAUCGUGACAGGCCCUGCUCGAUUUUGUUCAUGGCGAUUCCAGAACAUUUCGAUGAAAUUCCUCGGUGCUCUACCACUAUUGAAGGAUCGGGCUCUCGCUGAAACCGCAUGGACGAUACUUUUACGGUCUUACGGUUGUCCAAGCCUAGGUUGCUCGAACACAGAUUUGCUUUUAGUAAGACAUUAGAUCGUGCACGAUUCACGCCACGUCGCGCGAGAUGGAGCUCUUUAAUUCCUUUGAGACGCUUGUGUUGGGUCGGCCCUCUAGGCAAAUUUUCACAGGCCUGACUAUGACAAUAUUUUGAAACAACGAACAAUAUCGUAUAUUUCAAGUCAAUCCGAUAUUUCAACGAAAGUAGUAAAAUCGUAGAUAAUCGUAUAUAAAAGGUAUGUAAAUAUAAAUGUAGUAAAAACGAAUUCAUUCGUACUAAAUACACUUCGUUAAGCACGAACGGUGCGACGAAAAGAUAUUGUCAAUGGUUUUCUACCCUUACCGGUAAUUAUAAAAAUAGUCAACAAAUGGCCAGUAUUUCUUUUAAUGGUUAAUAUUCUUGAUCAUAUUGCGAUACUGAACACAUGCAAUUUUCCGUACUUUACUUGACACUAACCUUACCAGGCCCGGUCAA
This is a messenger RNA of Bombus pascuorum, 3494 nucleotides long. Its product is annotated as knirps-related protein-like. Gene Ontology annotation, molecular function: zinc ion binding; DNA-binding transcription factor activity; sequence-specific DNA binding. The coding region runs from base 756 to 2039 and encodes 427 amino acids. The record is from RefSeq and is a predicted model, not a curated record. NCBI's taxonomy places the organism in Eukaryota, Metazoa, Arthropoda, Insecta, Hymenoptera, Apidae. Gene Ontology annotation, biological process: regulation of DNA-templated transcription. The transcript is spliced from 3 exons.